AUGGCCGCCUCCACCCUGUCCACCUGCUCCAGUGACUUGAGCUAUGGCAGCCGGGUCUGCCACCCUGAGUCCUGGGGCUCUUGCACCAGCCUCUCCUGGCAGGCGGACGACUGCCCCGAGAGCUGCUGUGAGGCCCCUUGCUACACCUCCAGCUGCUGCGAAUCCAGCUGCUGUGACCUGGCCCCCUGCCUGACCCUUGUCUGCACCCCCAUGAGCUGCGGGUGCAGCCCCUGCCAGUCAGCCUGCACCAGCUUGUGCAUACCCUCCUGCUGCCAGCUGUCUAGCUGCCAGCCCUCUAGCUGUACCUCCUCCCCAUGCCAGCAGGCCUGCUGUGUGCUCAUGUGCUGUAAACCCAUGUGCUGUAAGCCCCUCUGCUGUGUGCCCAUGUGCUGCGAGCCUGUGUGCUGUGUGCCCAUCUGCUCUGGGGCUGCCCCCUGCCCAGCUCCCCCGUGCUGCCAGCCCACCCCCUGCCCCCUGUCCUGCUGCAGACCCUCCUCCUGCGUGUCCAGGCCCGCCUGCUGUGUGCCCACCUCCCCCUGCUAUGCCCCUGCCUCCCCCUGCCAGCCCAGCUGCUGCCGCCCGGCCUCCUGCAUGUCCCUGCUCUGCCGCCCCUCAUGCUCCUCUGCUCUGGUGCUGCAUGCAGCCCCUGUCUGA
Molecule: messenger RNA, 654 nt
Organism: Manis javanica (Malayan pangolin)
Lineage: Eukaryota; Metazoa; Chordata; Mammalia; Pholidota; Manidae
Source: RefSeq, a predicted model, not a curated record